Messenger RNA from Sinocyclocheilus rhinocerous, 1223 nucleotides. RefSeq names its product lysosome-associated membrane glycoprotein 5. Lineage: Eukaryota; Metazoa; Chordata; Actinopteri; Cypriniformes; Cyprinidae. Gene Ontology annotation, cellular component: plasma membrane; late endosome membrane; lysosomal membrane. Gene Ontology annotation, biological process: establishment of protein localization to organelle. The transcript has 6 exons. The record is from RefSeq and is a predicted model, not a curated record. The coding region runs from base 263 to 1072 and encodes 269 amino acids.
GAUAAACAGCACUGCCCUGUUCUUGUUGGAGUGAAACGACUGAAGGACUGAGAGCGGGGUCUGAUGCGUGUCAUUGGUCGCGUGCACGAGCUGCGCGCUCUUGGUCUCUGCGUGUCCUGCAGACGCGGCUCGGACCGAGAUCUGUCUCUCUCUCUCUGCGGGGAACCGAGCGGGACUUCCGCCGGCGGAGGAAGCAAUGCAGCAGUGAGCCUCGCACCUGCUCCCGGAGUUCCUCUCGCAGACUCGUCCUCACCUUCUCAAGAUGGAGCUUCUUCUGCUGCUCGUGUCUCUGUGGGCGCUCUGUGUUUCUGCGGAGCAGGAGGUGGAGAAUCUCUCCGGACUGUCGCCGAAUCCCGACCGGGAUAUUUUCGUUGUGAGAGAAAACGGAACGACCUGCUUGAUGGCGGAGUUUGCAGUGAAAUUCCUGAUUCCCUACGACGUCCUGGCACUGAACGGGAUCGAUCUGAUCACGGAGCAGGCGUCCGUGUCUCUCCCGCGUGGAGCUCAGAUCGCUGGGAAAUGCGGGAGCAGUGAGUCGGAGCUGCACAUCUCGUGGCUCAAUCUCGCAUUCACAUUCCGCAUCUUCUUCUCAAAGGAGAAGCGCACCAUGGGCAGUGAUGGAAAAGCUAAAGAAACUGAAGUGUGGAAGAUAAACAAGGUCCAGCUGGUCUACGACACUUCAGAGACGACACACUUCAUUAGCGCUUAUAAUCCGGGGAAACACACGGCCAGCACACACCACCUCUCCGCUCUGGUGACUCCGGCCGGACGCUCGUUCAUUUGCGCGGCUCAGCAGACGCUCACGCUGAUCUCCAGCGACCAUCAGAAGGGAAUCACCGUCUCCAUCUACGACAUUCAGAUUCAACCCUUCGACAUCAAGAGCGACUUCGUCUUCAGUGAACCGUAUAAAUGCAUCACGGACCAGCGGGAGCAGCUGGAGCAGAUGCUGCCGCUGGUGUUGGGUCUCAUCCUGGGUCUCAUCAUCGUCAUCACCGUCUCCGUUUAUCACUUCCACCUCAAACUGAGCGCCCCGCAGCUUCCUCGCGACUGCUCGCUCUACAAGAACAUGUGAAGACUCUCUAUACACACGCCAUGUGUCCCGUCUGUAAAGGUCCAGUCCAGACGUCUCAAUGCACCUCACUAGAACUCCUCUUUUCUUUCUGGGUUCUGUGUCGAAUGUAUGGAAGCCCGUUUCCACCAUAGAAUGAAAAAAUUAUUUAAAA